Molecule: messenger RNA, 1836 nt
Organism: Xenopus tropicalis (tropical clawed frog)
Lineage: Eukaryota; Metazoa; Chordata; Amphibia; Anura; Pipidae
Exons: 2
Coding region: 387-1412 (341 amino acids)
Source: RefSeq, a predicted model, not a curated record
UUUUUCUGUGGUAAAUGGUAAAAGUAUAUUAACUUUACUAACUUCUUUACAUUGGGUUUAUAGGGUGCCACCCAGUAGGGCAGAGUGUGAGUGUCAGAGUGUGAGUGUCAGAGUGUGAGUGUCAGAGUGUGAGUGUCAGAGUGUGAGUGUCAGAGUGUGAGUGUCAGUCAUUUCCCUGGAGCUGCAAUCUGGAUGGGUUGGGAAAUAUAACAAAGAGACCACAGUGGGUUUCACAAGACGGAGCCGUGUUUACUCAGCGCCCAGCGAGUGGUAUCAGCGCCGAUACCCAAUAACUGGGUCUUAAAUUUCCCAACUGUCGGAGUGUAAAAAGGGAGGAUUCCCUGGUACAGAACCAGAAGGCUUUCUGAUCCAACAGAGUUGCCACCAUGACUGGGAUUGUGCCCAAGAAUAAGGCCCGCGGGGUGGAUUUUUGUGGAGUUGAUAAAUAUUACUACAUUGUUCGAUCUGAUCUGUAUUGUUACAUGAGAUCAAGCAACUUCAAGAAGGGUUACGAUAUCAAUAUUUUUACCCUCCACCCCUCGUGUAGAGACGGGGACCAUUACCUGGCCCAUCAAGAUGGCUACUUCUACAUCAUUAAGGGCAACAGCUACCGUCGGGUCACUAAUAUGAAUACAGAUGACAAUGCAGUCGUCUACUCGCUGCAUCCCAACUGCCAGGGGGGAGACCAUUACCUGUCGGCUUUUGGCUGUUACUACAUCAUCUACCAGAGCCGAGGUGUCUAUCGUCGCACAAUGAGCAUGAACAAGGAUGAAAACAGUGUAGAAUAUACUCUCCAUCCAAACUGUAAAAAUGGCCUGUACUAUUUUGGAUUAAAAAACUACUACUAUUUUGUAAAGCCCCAUGAUGAGUGGGGGCUUCAUUACUACAAAACCACCAGCUUCAACAAAGAUGAAGCUAGCCAGACAUUUUCUUUUCAUCCCUCUGUCAUCAACUUUCUCCCAGGGGGCUUGGCCAUCACCAAAGGUCCAUCAUUUGGCAGGUGGGAGUGCAUCAAAACCAUUUCCAAUGAUUCCGACACUCCAGUUACCUGGUCCAAGAAGAUCACCAAGAAGGUCGGCUAUGAGAAAGCAAAGAUGUCCAGUAUAGGGCACAACUGGAAAAUAUCUCUUACAACCAGUAUGGAAACUGGGGGCUUGUUGGCUCUAAUUGCAAAGGCACAGUUCUCUCUCAGCACUGAAUAUGGAGGAUCCAAAGUCAAUACGGAGAGUGAGAACUGGACCCAGGCUACUGAGGUGGAAGAAUCAAUGACCAUCACGUUACAGCCCAAUAAAUCAAUGUAUAUCUGGCAGUACCAAGUUGGCUUGGGGUCCAAAGCAGUUCUGCACUGCCGCGAUACCAGGUAUAAGAGUGAUCCAACCCCACCUACAGAUAAUCCACUGCCCCCAGCAUGAAAAUAGCCUCGAUAGUUCUGCCAUUGGCUGUUGCUAAGGUCGGAUCAAAUUGCAAACAUUUUCCUUUUGCAUUUUCUGAUUUUCCAGUUUCUUUAAACUGUAACGCAAGCGCCACACAAGUGUUAAUGACGAACAAAGGAAACAGAGGAUAAAUCAGGAUCAUUAGCCUCUAAUCUCUAAAGGCCAAAGGAGUGAAAAUAUAAGAAAACCACAAGAAUUGAUGCCUAAUGAUUGAAGGACUUUUUCACAGUUCGUCUAGAACUAAUAGCCAGCUUGCUACGUCUCUUUUUCUGUAUGAUGGUAGGAUAGGCCAUAUGUAUGUAAGAAGGUAUAAAAAGGUAUUGUGUUACCCAACCUCUUUGCAAAGAUCUCACUGCUUUGUCCAAUGAUAUCGCUGUCUGCAAUAAAUCACGAUAAUGAGUUA